CUUAUUCCUUUCCAGGUUUUUGUCUAAUUUGUAAAGAUCACAGAAAAAAGAGAGGAAAAUAAGGGACAAAAAUAUCGAACUGCUUUCUUAUAAGGUAGUUUGAUAUUUAUUUUCCUGAAGUUUUCUUCCUUGUUUCUGUGAUGAUGAACUCCAUUAUAACAAAGGUCUCAAAGGAACCUCCAAGGAGAAUAGAACACAAGCCAAACUUUUAAUUCCUAAUUGACUCCAUUGUUAAUCACAUUCAAAGAAGAUAUAUUAUGGCACGACCUAGAGACAAGAAAAACUUCGCAGAUAUAGGAGUUAUUGGAGGUAAUUACGUACCAAUAUUUCCGCCCACCGGUAGAUGGAAUGCAGUUGAAGAAGCUAAAGAUCAUAUCGGUAAAGAAAAUAGCCAGCAGCUUGCUCGCCAACUUCCUGCCAUUAAUGGAGAACCAUUCCAGGGUGAUGGAGAUUUCAUACCAAAAGCUCCACCUAGCGAGGGAACUGGACAUGAAGAAACUCAGAAUUUGAUUCCUUUAGAAAGGGGGAAGCAGCCAGAUUUCCCACAACCUGCCAUGGCAGGUGAUAGUGAUUACAAAACAAAACAUUCGUCUGAUGGUGGGAAUGGACAUGAAGAAACUCAAUAUGGAGCUGCAGAUGCUAUUGCUCAUACAAGUUCGAUGGGUUCGACUGACAGAGGUGUUGCGCUUGCACAAAUUAACUUAGAGAAGAGAGUGGCUUUAUCCAAGGCAUGGGAACAAAGCGAAAAGAAAAAGACAGAGAACAGGGCAAGUAAAAAGCUGUCGACUCUCGAGUCAUGGGCGCACAGUAAGAAAGCAGCUGCGGAGGCGGAAAUUACAAAGAUUCAGGAAAAAUAUGCGGCGGAAUUAAAGAACAAAAUAGCUGAAAUCGAGAGGGCAAAAGAAGAGAAGAGGGCUCUGGUUGAAGCCUCACAAAAAGAAGAAUUUAUCAAGCUAGAGCAGAUGGCUGAGAGAUUCCGUGCAACUGGCCAUAAACCCAAGAAGCUGCUUCGAAGCUUCAGUUGCUUGAAUUUUUGUGACAAAUAUUGAAAGAAAGAAAAAAGAAAAAAUACUGCCCAUUUUUCCUUCUACCCUUUUCUUGUGUGGUUUGAUUUCUUAACAAAGCUGUGCUCCUAUCUAAAGCCAGGCGCAGUUGGAUCUGUGGUCAUGUAUUGAGUUGGGAGUCAAGGUUUAUAGAAGCAUUCAGGUUUAUAAUUCAGUUCAUGGCACUGGGGUAUGACCAUGCUCCCUUUA
Juglans microcarpa x Juglans regia is the source of this 1253-nucleotide messenger RNA. Its product is annotated as remorin-like. The coding region runs from base 258 to 1049 and encodes 263 amino acids. NCBI's taxonomy places the organism in Eukaryota, Viridiplantae, Streptophyta, Magnoliopsida, Fagales, Juglandaceae. The record is from RefSeq and is a predicted model, not a curated record. The transcript is spliced from 5 exons.